This is a messenger RNA of Lactuca saligna, 735 nucleotides long. The record is from the annotation of a GenBank genome assembly. Lineage: Eukaryota; Viridiplantae; Streptophyta; Magnoliopsida; Asterales; Asteraceae.
CUCCACUAGUACUGCGCAACCGCAAUAAACACAGAUCCAGAUGACCGGCAGGAGUUCAUCUCUUCCCCGGAAACCGGCCGCUUCUGAAAGACAACGUCGUGAUCGGAUGAAACACCUCUACUCUACUCUUGCCUCUUUCCUUCAUCUUCAACCUUACGAGAGGAUGCCUUUGCCAGAGUUCUUGGAUCGUGCAGCAAAUGCACUGAUGCAUUGGAAAGAAAGAGUGGAAAGAUUGAAGGCUAGGAAAGAAGAGCUUGAAAGCGAACUUAGAUAUGCUUCGAAUAACGGACAGAGUUUGCAGCUUGUUCGAGUGACUGAAAUUGAUUCGAAACUUGAGGUUAACUUGAUCAUCUCGGCGAAUAACAAGAAAGCGGAGGCUUUUCACGUAUUGAGUGUUAUAGAGCAAGGUGGUGCUGAAAUUACGAACUCUAGUUUCUGCACUGUUGGUCAACUCAUCUAUUGCACCAUCCAUGCUCAGGCUUUUCAAGCUCGGGUAGGGUUUGAUGUUGCGUUGAUAGAGUCCCGGUUGUUGGAACUGGUUUACUUAUCAUAAGUAAUUGGAAUUAAUACGAUUGUCUGCUGAGUUAUUGGAUCUCACACUAGAAUGUUAUAGUAAGAUUGGAGGAUGAUUAAAAUAUACGCAUCAAAGUGGAAAACUACAAGGUUGUAAAUUAAGAGAUUUUGUACGUAUACGUAAGAUACGUAUUUUAGAUUGUAUUUGCAUAAAUACCGUGC